AUGUCCGCCAAUCUGGAUUCCCCGCCUGCCAUCCAGCUGAACGGCACUACCGAGCCCACCACCAUGAACCCCCAAGCCCCAGUUCAGGAGUUCAGCCAGCAAUCGUUGCGGCCGGCCGUGCCCAUGCGCAACGACACCAGCUACUCCAAGUUCUCCACCGUCUCGGUGCCGCCCGAGGGCUCCAUCUUGACGGGAAAGCAAGAACACUAUCUCAAGCGCGAACUCAUCUCCCAGCAAACCAAAUUCGAAAUCGCCGAGCUCUCCUCCCCUACUGCUUUGAGGCGCUUUGGCGCGCCCUUUCGCUCAGAUGCCGGCGAAGUUGCGCCAGAAGACUCGGAGCUGCCCCUCCUCCGCUACAUAUUCGUCAACCAUGUCCGGAACUUUCCAUUCCUGGACAAGGCCAAAGAGAAGGAGUUCUGGCAGGACAAACUCCAAGUUUUCCUCGAAUCCUUUGCAAGCAAAGACAUUUCAUCUUCUGAAGACCGGCUGGAGGAGACCAAGAGACGGAAGCUGGCCCUGAAGGCUGAGAAGCUGGUAGAGCUCAUGAUGGUCUCUGGAAUCCCGACUGCAUCCGGCUACGAAGAGAGGAUACGCUUUGCCGAAAUGGAAAUUGUAGACCGACAAGCAGACGAAAAGGGUCUCACCAUGAAUGCACCGAGCGGACACUUCAUCAAUGGCUGGGACAUCAACGUGGCAGGCGAGUACAUCAUACGAGUCAAACAAGCCGGAGGCCAGGACAUUUACAUUGGCCGCCGAUAUGCAGACUUUGUGCAGCUACACAAGCGAAUACGCCUUGAGCUUCCAGGCAAAGUCCUCGCUCCGCUACCGCGAAAAAACGCAAAAGAUAGCCUUCUGCAACCAGGUGCUGAUGACGACGACGCUAGCUCCAUCUCUUCAAAUUCCACACAAGGACCCCCUCCUCCUGACUCUGCCGAAAGUAACGGUGGCGGUGGACUUCGUAGCUACAUCUUCGGCGGUGGACACAAGAAGAACAAAUCGCAAACAUCACUUGGAGACCGUUCUCCGAGGCCUUCAGCCGACUAUUCAUCAUAUAAACCACCUCGGAAGCUGUACCGAGAAGAGCAGCGUGUUUCUCUUCGCGCUUUCCUGCGGUCGUUUCUGCAUAAUGACCGCAUUGCCCGGUCCAACGCCAUGGCAGAAUUCCUGACCCACGAUCCUAUAGAGGUGAACGAGGAAGAAAUGGAAGACAUCCAGCGACGAGAAGAAAUGGACAGGAAGCGAAUCGAAGAGCAAAAGCAGUUCUACGAAGUUGCGCGGAAGCGAGCUGCGGAGCUCGACAUUCACAUGGAGAAGUUUAGAAGAGAAAUAGUAGAGAGCAACGGGCUAUCCCACCUGUUCGAAGAAGUCAGAGUCAAAAACAGCAUCAGCGAACUCAAGCCAGAGUAUCAAAAGUUUGCCGAGUGGCUGCGGAUAGAAGUCGCUGCAACCAUCUACCAUUUAUUCUUAGCCGAAGACAACUCACCAGAGCUUUUCGCGCAGGCGAAGCGUAUACACUCGCUCGUGCCAUACAGCGUCCUCAAGAACGUCAUCAGGAUAGCGAACCCUGCAGCAGUCAUGAGUGGAGUUCUCGAUCUUUUCCUCGCACAACCGUUCGGUGCCCGGUCGCUACUUCAACGCAUAUUCGGCAUGGCCAUCAACGACGGUGUUACCUCUGUGGGGAAGACGAUUGAGACGCUCGGAUCUACUAGGAUUAAGGACGAGGUGCUCUGCAACAAGAUCAAAGCAUAUGUACAGGCGGAUGAGGCUGUCAAGGACGUGAUACGCGAGGAAGCUGCCCGUGACAACGUAGAUGUGGUGGUGACCAUAUUGCGAUCAGAGUUCUUUGAACCGGAACUGACACCGCAACAAGUCGAGAAGGUGUUUAAUGCCUAUGUAGCGUGGAACAACGCCGUCGAAAAUGUGAGAUCAAGACGCCUCAGCCGGACAACGAGCAACCGCAGCACUACCAGCCUAGCAACUAACGCGGCCAACCAGGUCGAAAAGGAAAUGCGGUCAGGCGCUGAGCUCUUCGCACAUUUGAAGCAAUACCUGAAGCUCUGUCUCCGACAAAGAGAUAAGCUCAUGAUGCUCCAAAUCAUCGAAGAGCAGCCAACAACUCUCCAACUCUUCAGGGACCUGUUCACAAUCUUCUACGAGCCUCUUGUGCGCGUUUACAAGUCCGCAAACGUAUACAACAGUAUCACCGACUUUGCCCUCUUCGCCGACGACACCAUCAAAACGAUCGAAGCUUGCCAACGACAGGAAGUCUCAGCAGAUCCCAACCAAACCGUACAAGCCUUUAUUGAUUUGUGCGCACGCCAUGAGGGCAACUUCUACAAGUUUGUUCACGAAGUACACAAGCACGACAACGGCCUUUUCGGCCAGCUGAUGGGCUGGCUUGAGGGUAUUCUGGAUUUCCUCCGUCAUGGACCCGGUAGCGGCGGUAAGCUAGACAUGAAUGCGUUGUUCCAGGGUGGCAUGGAUGCGGGCAUAAUCGACAAAGAAAAGGCUGUUCAAGAGAUCAAUAGCCUGAUCAAGUGGCAAAUGGCAAGAAAGAAGUGGCAUCAAGAUAAGACGAGGCAGAAGAUGGCUAGUGGUGAUGAGCCCGAUGCACUCAUGGGUGGUAUCGCUGGGUUCAAGUCGAGUGACUUUGGUCUCAAUCCGAUGGAUCUUCAGGAUCUGGAACUAGACGCUGAUGGCAGCGACUCGGAGAACUCGGAAGACAUGGACGACGCAGACAUUGCUGACCCCAUUGAAGCAGAGCGCAAGAGUAGAGCUCGUGCCGCUGAGAAGCUGCGGAGAAAGGCAGGCGAACCAAAGAAGCCGGAUAUUGUCGAGCUGAACAAGCUUAGCGAGGGGUUCAACAGCAUGCUUAGGAACGUGCUUGCAUCGUAGGCUGUUCAUUGAUUAUACCGGAAGGACGGAGAUUUUGUACGGCGGUGACUCGUAUCAAACCUAUAGAGCAUCCUAGUUGUCUUCGCAACCUCAAUGAUAUUAUCGAACCUACCUG
This is a messenger RNA of Pyrenophora tritici-repentis Pt-1C-BFP, 3010 nucleotides long. The record is from RefSeq and is a predicted model, not a curated record. NCBI's taxonomy places the organism in Eukaryota, Fungi, Ascomycota, Dothideomycetes, Pleosporales, Pleosporaceae.